Cucurbitaria berberidis CBS 394.84 is the source of this 924-nucleotide messenger RNA. RefSeq lists its product as uncharacterized. NCBI's taxonomy places the organism in Eukaryota, Fungi, Ascomycota, Dothideomycetes, Pleosporales, Cucurbitariaceae. The transcript is spliced from 3 exons. Bases 1 to 924 code for a protein of 307 amino acids. The record is from RefSeq and is a predicted model, not a curated record.
AUGUAUAUCUCGCAGUCUUUCACCAUCGUUGCCGCAUUUGCGGCCUGCGUUUCGGCCCACGGCGUGGUCACCGAGGUCAAGGGAGCCAAUGGUGUCAACAUGCCUGGCUUGACGAUUCAAGACGGAACUCCAAGAGACUGCUCUUCCAACGGCUGCGGAUCUCAGGCAGACACGGCGAUCAUUCGCGACAGGGAAAUUGCGAGUGGCAAGGCUACUCCCCUCGGUCGUACACAAGGCAACGGCCUAGUCGAUGCUUCUGUGAUGGUUGGUGCCUUCAUGGGCGCUGGCGCCGCACCGCCAGCAAACAACGGAGCCUCUGGUAGUGUCGGUGUGGAGGACAACAUUCCCCAAAAUGCCCAGAAGCGUCAGCUUCUGGCCGGUCUUUUUGGCGGCGGCGGCGGUGCUGGUGGUAAUGCUGGAGCUACUGGUAUCAAGGGCCUGCUCGGUGGUGGUGGCGACAAGGUCAACGGUCCCCCAGAGGCACGUAUUGCGGCCGCACAAGGUGCGGGCCAGUCUUCCGGCUUGCCCACUUGUGCGGAUGAUGGUACUGUCACCAUGACUCUUCGACAGAUCAACCAGGACGGCGCGGGACCGUUCACCGCCGACGUUGAUGGCACAUCUGGUGGAACAGAUGAGGCUGCCAUGCAGUCUGCCACGGUGACCAAGGACGUUCCUGGCCUCGGUGUUCAGGGCAUCUCCCUCGCAACGAACACUGAGUUUGACAUGCAAGUUCAGAUGCCAGCAGGAAUGACCUGCGAUGCUACCGUUGCUGGCACCCCUAACGUCUGCGUCAUGCGCGUGCGUAACGGCGCUGCGGCUGGUCCCUUUGGCGGCUCUGUGGCAUUUACUCAGAGCGCUGCUACCAGGAAGCGAGCUAUUGCAUACAGGCUCAAGAAGCGCAUGGAGUUGAACCGCAUGUUCUAG